Molecule: messenger RNA, 447 nt
Organism: Ostrinia nubilalis (European corn borer)
Lineage: Eukaryota; Metazoa; Arthropoda; Insecta; Lepidoptera; Crambidae
Gene: H2ax-l
Product: histone H2A, sperm-like
Exons: 3
Coding region: 1-447 (148 amino acids)
Biological process (GO): heterochromatin formation
Cellular component (GO): nucleosome; chromatin
Molecular function (GO): structural constituent of chromatin; DNA binding; protein heterodimerization activity
Source: RefSeq, a predicted model, not a curated record
AUGUCUGAACGUGGCAACGGCAAAUCUAAGCAUCAAAAUGUUGUUGCUAAGAAGAUUACUAAAAACCGAAAGAACAAGACACGCAGCGAGCGUUCGGGACUGAAGUUUCCCGUGGGAAGAAUUCACAGGAUACUGCGACACGGGCUCUAUGCUCGCCGUAUAGGCUCCGGCACUGCGGUCUACCUCACUGCAGUACUGGAAUAUUUGGCCGCCGAAAUGCUGGAGCUGGCUGGUAAAGCUGCAGAAGAAAGUAAAAGGACGAGAAUUAUGCCACGUCACAUACUACUGGCCGUACGAAAUGAUGAUGAGCUAGACAAGAUGCUACAAGGAGUCACAUUUUCCCAGGGUGGCGUGAUGCCCAUCAUCCAUUACCAGCUGCUACCGAAGAAGACUGCAAAGAAAAAUACAACAAAUAACAACACAAAUACUUCUUCCCAGGAAUAUUAA